Messenger RNA from Trichoderma gamsii, 2430 nucleotides. RefSeq lists its product as hypothetical. The record is from RefSeq and is a predicted model, not a curated record. Lineage: Eukaryota; Fungi; Ascomycota; Sordariomycetes; Hypocreales; Hypocreaceae. The coding region runs from base 1 to 2430 and encodes 809 amino acids. The transcript is spliced from 2 exons.
AUGGCCAUCUCAACUCCUUUUAGCGAAGAGGAUUCCGUCCACAAGAUCGAGUAUCUAGCCAACGAUAUCAACACUUCAUCGGUGACCCUCUUCCCCUCCAGAGCUCAGGUGCGCCGAGAGAUCAAAGCCGUCCAGCUCAAGCACGGCACAAAUCAGAUCACCAUUGUUGGGCUCAGCCAAACGCUCGACCCCGACUCAAUCAGAGUCGAGAGCAAUGGCACCGCCACCGUCACAAACCUGGAAGUCGAAGAAGUACCCAACCGCCAGCUCUUCGACGAGGUGUAUCCCGAGAUUGAGUCGGAGUCUGAGUCCGAAUCAGAGACCGAAGAAGUGUCCGAUGACGAUGCGAGACCAGAAAGCUCUCAUCUAACAGCCGCCCGGCAUGCGCUCUCCCAACUCAAUGAUAAACUGGACAUAGCCCGCGACGGUGUCUGCAACGCAGAGAGACGACUCGGAAUUUUGGAAGACAUUAGCAAUCUCGGCAACACCAAGGGCGUUGAUUUUAUCCAGAUUACUCUCAAUCACUAUAAAGAGCAGCGUGCAAAGGCCUGCCAAGACAUGGUUGAAAACAGAAAGCUGGUGACUGAAAUCACAAAGGACGUCGAAAAGGCCGAAAAAAAGUUCAAUAAGCUACAGAAAGAAGAAGCCAAGAAGAACGAGAAAAGGAACAAAGCUAAAACCAAAGCUAGGAAGGAGAAGGAAAAGAAAAAGGCUUUCAAAGACAGAAUCAAGGGCGAGGCUAACAGAGAGAGAGCGCGUCUGCGCAGAGAGCAGGAGAGAUUCUGGCCCCUCAAUGUCUACAGCGUGUGCAUCACGUUGGAGGUUGCAGCCUUUACACCUGCGUCUUCACGCCGAGGCUCUAUAGCUAGCGAUGUCGACGUCUCACUAGUUUCAGCUACCGAAGUUCAGGAUGAAGCUGAAAAGCCCGGCUCUGUCGAAAGCGACCUGGUCUUCUCGUACGUCACUUCAUCGGCGUAUUGGAUGCCAAACUACGACCUCCAACUCUCGACGACCAACGCAUCUGGAUCGCUCUUCUUCGAUGCCAUGCUCACCAAUCGAACCAGCGAAACAUGGAAGAACUGCAAGGUUACGCUCUCCACCUCGCAAGCCACUUUUUCCGGCCUUGACGAUAAGAUUCCCAAUCUCGACCCAUGGCGCAUCGGCAUCACUUCCGGAUACGCUGGUCGUCGCGACGAAGACAAAAUUACCUGGAGCAGCCAAGAAAUGGUAGCCAUGAAUCGAGCCAAGCACCAGGCUAUGAUGCAUCAAGCUGAAAAUGCCGCUCAAACCAGCGCACUUAUGGUAAGGAAGAUGACGCCGCGCAAGGUCAAGCUUGUUGGUGAUAUUCCUCCUCCGCCACCACCAGCAGCUUCACGUGGUUCAUCUCUCUUUGGACCUCAGAGCACAGGCUUUAGCAAUACUUCUAAUGCAGCAGCAACGGGCGGAGGCUUGUUCGGCUCUGUCGCAGCUACAACAGCGGCAGCCGGAGGUCUGUUUGGCUCUGCCGCACCUGCCGCACCACUGGCACAACCCUCCUCGUUUGGUAGUCGUGCACCCAUAGGACCACCUGGAGGUUUAUUCCGUUCUUCCGAACCCACAGUGGAAGGAGUGGAAACACAGCCAGAACAGAUCAAUGCCGCCGAAGUUGAGAAGCCUCCUUAUGAUGACGAUGCCACCUACGAUGCCUCUCUCAUGGAAGAGACGGGCCUUACAACCACCUAUGACCUUCCCGGCCUCAAGACUCUCGCUCCCAAGAUCAAUGGCUCCAAGCAGCGCGUGGCCCGCAUUCCCUUCGCCAACGUCGUCUUCAGUCACACCGUUGUUGCUAAAUACAAGGCCGUCGCAUAUCUCAGUGCUAAGCUGAAGAACAACAGCAAGGUCGCUCUCCUCAAGGGCGACGCGAGCCUUACCCUCGACGGCACCUUUAUGGGCAAAACAUCGCUACCUCGCUGCAGCUCCGGAGAGUCUUUUACUCUUGGCCUCGGCAUCGAUCCCGCCAUCAAGGUCACCUACGCCAAACCCGAGGUGCACCGCACAUCGUCCGGCCUGUUCAGCAAGGAAGACAGCGCCGUGUACGUACGCACGGUGACGCUCCACAACACCCGCGCCGUGGGAGGCCGGGCUGUCGAUUUGCUCGUGCAGGAUCAAGUGCCCGUCUCGGAAGAUGAGCGGUUGCGCGUAGAACUCUUGUACCCGCGCGGUUUGGUCGUCGAUAGUAACAAUGGGGUUGCUACUGGCGCGGCCGAGAAGGAGGGCCAGAGCAAGGAUGAUGGUAGUUGGGGCAAGGCUACUGCGAAGCUCAAGAAAGAGGGCCAGCUUAGGUGGGAUGUGAGCUUGAAUGCCGGAAAGGCGGUUAAGCUUACGCUGGAGUAUUCUGUGUCUAUGCCUGGCGGGCAUUCUGCCUAUCAGGUUCAUUAUACGAGGGAUUAG